Rhodamnia argentea is the source of this 1129-nucleotide messenger RNA. Its product is annotated as protein RGF1 INDUCIBLE TRANSCRIPTION FACTOR 1-like. The record is from RefSeq and is a predicted model, not a curated record. NCBI's taxonomy places the organism in Eukaryota, Viridiplantae, Streptophyta, Magnoliopsida, Myrtales, Myrtaceae. The coding region runs from base 94 to 882 and encodes 262 amino acids. The transcript has 4 exons.
UGGAAGUGCUGGAAAUUGCCGUCGUCUUCGCCCCCGUCGGCAUCAAACUGGAUCAUCAAAAUUGAGGAACAUAGUGGAGGAGGUGGUGGUGGAAUGAUGGAGAGGCCGGGGUGGCUGGAGGGGCUGAUGGGAGAGAGGUUCUUUGGGAGCUGCAGGGUGCACCAGGAGAGGAGGAAGAGUGAGAAGAAUGUCUUCUGCUUGCUCUGCUGCUUCAGCCUCUGCACUCACUGCCUCCCCUCCCACCCUUCUCACCCUCUCCUUCAGGUGAGAAGAUACGUGUACCAUGAUGUGGUUCGACUGGCCGAUCUCGAAAAGCUCAUUGACUGUUCCUAUAUUCAGCCCUACACCAUCAAUGGUGGGAAAGUGAUAUUCCUGAACCAAAGACCCCAGUCCAGAAACUACAAGGGCCCUUCAAAUAUUUGCUUCCAUUGUGACAGGACCCUUCAAGAACCCUUCCACUUCUGCUCUCUUCAAUGCAAGGUGGAUCAUUUGUUGGAUCGUGGUGAAGAUCUGUCCAGCAUCCUCUACAGUUUCGAUGGGGCGGAUUUCAUGGUCACUCAGAAUUUCGAGGGUCUAGGAAUGGAGAGCUCAUUGGACGUUCUGAUCGAUCAUGGCCAAGCCACGCCAAGCUCAUCACUCCUAGAUGAAGAUCAUCGCUCAAUGCAACAUCACGAUUGUCAAUACGAUGACAAUAACUCGACGUCAUGCAUGAGUAGUGAGGCCAUGAGCAAUACGUCGGGAGUUUUGCGCAAUGCCCAUCAGUCAAAGGAGACGGCGGUAAAAAUGAAAAACAAAAGGAGUGGUAAUAAACUCAUCCCUGGGAUUGUCUUGUCUCUGAGCAACAGGAGAAAAGGAGCUCCUCAUAGGGCUCCUCUUUCCUGAACGCCUCCCUGGGUCCUGAAUCAAUUCAUUCACUUCCAACUUAGCACUAUUACCCCACAUGCAAUAUUUUCCUCCAAGUACUACCCCUACUACGUUCCCUCAUAGGUUAUUAGCUACAUAAUUGCGUGACCAAACGACGUUACGGACAGCGCUCGUAUCGAGCAUUAUUCUCCUUUCCUAUCUAUCUAAAUGUAACGACAAGGUGCAAUUUAUGUUGCUCACCAUAGCUCAGGUGGAUACAGAUCCG